AUGGACGCCGUUGCAGAGGGCGCGCUUCCUGUCAUCUCCGUAUUCGAGAAUUGGAAGUCGUCCCAGCCGGUUUACACGCCGUGGUCGCGCCUGAUUGACCUUCAUCUACCUCUCCCGACGCGCUUUGCCCCCCCAGGUCCGCGUCUGACAGGACCAUCGAGAUUCGCUCCUAGCCUUCCGGGCUCGUUGCGUGUCUCGGCAAAGCUCUUCUCUGGCUCAUCGAGCUCCUCUGUAUUUUCAGACCCGAUUUACGCUACCUCCGCCAGGCGCGUCCUAGGUUCGGUCCCGGAGGAGCAUCUCAUUGCCGCUGAUUCUUGGCCCGACGACUUCGAGGAGAUCUCGUACGACGAGCUCCGCGCAUCGAUUCUCAUAGCUGAUCCCUCAUCCGCCAGUUACGCCAUUGCCGCUAACCCGUCCAUACCACCUCGGUCUCGCUCAUCCGCCUCCCGCCUCAGGAAGCUUUCUCGGCUCUCACUCAAGAAGCCCUGUCCAGAAACUGAGUGCAUACCCUCAGCUCCUCCACCCCACAACCGAUCUACCACAGACGAGGUUGCACUCGUUCUCGCGUCUCCCAAAUCGCCGAUUUCUCCUUCGCGCCGGCAUCGCGCAUCUACCGAUACCGCGCCGGUAGACGAUUCUUCUUCUGCAUUCUACGACAGUGAUCCGUUCCGCAAGGUCGAGUCGCCCACAGAGUGCGAGCACUCCGGGUUGCCAGCGUCUUUGCAGACAGUCACCGAGCGUCUGAACCCUGACGAGGCGUCUUCGCCUCCACCUUGUGUUGUCUCACCGCCUCCCGCCGCGCAAUCGACAACCAUACCUGAUUCCGACAGUGCGCAUAUAUCCCUCCGCAAGUCCCGCAAAUCGCUCAAGCGUCUCACCACUUUCACCAAGACACACCUCCUUCCAUCAUCCCGCAAGUGCGCUCCCGAGGUCCGCCAAAUCAUCCCUGGAGAGCUCACCAGGGAUAACACUCCAGAGCCGGUGCAGAACAACGCUCCGUUAGAGCAAGCUACAGAGGCAGCGCCUGAAUUCUUACCUCAGCUCUCUUUCGAGCAAGUUGACUUCUCCUCGCUAUUUAGCGACAGGAGAUCUCGUCUCUUUACUGCAGAGAAUAACGAGUACCAACCUCUGGUAGAAUCAAUACAGGUAUCAGAGCCUGAUUCAUCGGAAUACUUCCCUCGUCUGCAGUUAUUCCAUUUCGAACGCGUCGAUCCUCGCGAUCUUACUGCGUCCCCGCCAUUAUCCACGCUUGUAGGAUUCUCGCCCUCCGCGACACCAGUUCACUCGCCGUCCUGGUUGUCUCGCAACGUCAAGGAGCUUGAGCCUUACACAGACGAAGAACCGCCGCUUCCCAUUCCCCCACCUCCGUCUCCGCCGCUCCAUAUCCUUCCGCGCUCCCUGCUGCCCGUACGGUCAAGAUACAACUCGGAGUCUCAGCCCGCUUCGCCUGUGAGGUCAUCUGUUCACUUCCAGUCUCCGCCCUCUCCCAUUGCAAAUCGCCUCUCCGUCAUCCACUACCGCCAGUCCUUCACCGAAACCAGCCAGAACAUUACCUCGCUACUUGCACACGCCUCGGACUUCACAUCUGCAGAGCCCCCUACGUAUCUCGUAUCUCUAGCACAAAGAGCCUCCCGCAACUCACAGCUGCUUGCCGACAUGUCGCACAACGGAUUCGGUAAGGCCGCGCCUACGAUUGACUAUGGCGAGGAAGUCGACUACACGGAGUACGAGUGGUUCAAAGACCCGCCCCCGCGUCCAGAGCCUGCGCCACCGCCUGUCACUGAACAGUAUGUACCCCAGCCCGGUGUGAUCGAACAGAAUGAGAUGUUCGAUUUCGCGCUGAAGAGCGCACCCAAUGUUCUAUAUGCACGAUAUAAACAAUACGGCCAGCUUGGGGCCCUUGCCUGGUGCUCAGAGUUCAGCGAACUCAUCGAUGCCCUGAAGGAACUCGGCUUCCGGGGUAACAUGUUCGUCUCCACACGAUCACAGGCUCUGACGACGUGCGAGGAAAUCCUCAAGCUCAAGCUUAAGAUCGACAUGCAAAUCAUCUUGAUGGUUCAUGAUACCCGCGGAUAUUUUAUCUUCUAUGUCGCACUGGUGGUCUUAUCUCGUCGCAUUGUCGUUACUGGUGAAGUCUAUGGAAAUGCUUUGGAAUAUGAAUUGGUACUCCAAAGAAGGGAAAACGGGCGAGGCGAAAACAAGAGUAAUCCGACGUCAACGUGUGAUUAUUACUGCAGUCAGAUGCAUGCAAGAUCCAGAUACAGCAAAAAAGGCAACGUCUCUACACCGGAACAUCCCAAGUUAGCACGGUCAAAGCUGUGA
Messenger RNA from Postia placenta MAD-698-R-SB12, 2322 nucleotides. RefSeq lists its product as hypothetical. Lineage: Eukaryota; Fungi; Basidiomycota; Agaricomycetes; Polyporales; Adustoporiaceae. The record is from RefSeq and is a predicted model, not a curated record. The coding region runs from base 1 to 2322 and encodes 773 amino acids. The transcript has 10 exons.